Arvicanthis niloticus (Nile rat) is the source of this 846-nucleotide messenger RNA. It is a transcript of the gene Tmem269, whose product is annotated as transmembrane protein 269. Lineage: Eukaryota; Metazoa; Chordata; Mammalia; Rodentia; Muridae. The record is from RefSeq and is a predicted model, not a curated record.
UCACAUCAUGAACCAAGAGCAGAUCAGUUCUGACUUUUCCUGGAAAGACAUUGUUAAUGCCUUGGCCCUGGCCAACAUGAUCCUGGGUCUCUUCUCCAUCUUCUGCAGCUUCAGCAGGAAAUCCCACUGUGCUUCCUGGAUGCUUCUGAUCAGCUUCCUGUUAGACAUUGCAAUAGGAACGAUGACCAAACACCUCAACAUCUGCCACAAACUGGGACUCGAGCUGAAUGACUUUGCUGUCUUCACCACCUUUGGCCUGGCCUCGGCUCUGCUCCUUGGUGUGGAUGGGCCUCUGAAUGGGUUCCUGGCCAUCAUCUAUGUGUUAACCACUUCUUUCCGCCUGUGUUUUUAUUCAACUGGAGGAAGUCCCUCUGGAUACAAGGGCCUACCCUGCCCCUAUGCUUCCUGUGUUUUGGCCUCCACCUGCCUUCUGACUAAAGGCAAUACAUUCAUCCUCUGCUGCAUGGCUUCACUCAUGAUUCUCUUCAUGAUUGACCAGAGCUGCUACCCACCCGAUGAGAUCCUAGACUCGGACCACUGGAAAAAAAUCGUUUACAUAGGAGGUGUUAUCCUGCUGUUUUUUUCUCCGUUCCCGCUCACCGCCUUUUACUGCCUGACUUGGUCCCUCUCCUAUAUCUUCUCCCCUGAAACCCUGUGGGGCAGAGGAGUUUGUAGUAAGCUCUAGCAAGAGGAAGCCAUAGCGUCACCACUCCUGCUGGCUCUGUGGGCUGCAGGCUUAGCAUGCUGGACCAAGACCUGCCUGUCUUCACUAAAGCUUUCAGAUGCCUGUGUUGUCAUAUGCUCGAUGCACUCUCUUCUGAAUCACAUCGACCCACCCUGGGCCCA